GCUAAACAUUUAUAUAAUAAACAACAGCGUGCAGUCCUAGAAAAUGGCGUUGUUCGAAAUGAAAUGGCUGCGUCGCUUUGUGCGGCGCAACACAAGUCCAAUACCGGAGCAUCGUGCCGAUUUGUGGAAGCGCCGCUUGAGCAUUGGCUAUGCGAUAUUGGCGUGGCAGGCAUUCGGCCUCGUCUGUUACAUGGUCUACACGGGUCGCAACGACUGGGCCAAAUACUAUGGCUACAAAACGGAGGAUGAGCUGUCCUUGUCGCCGGCCCAACAGUUCGCCAGGCAUGUCAAAGUGGAGGGCACAGGCAAGAUUAUACGUAUAUCGGGCUUUUCCAAAGUAGAGGAGGUCCCUUUCGACUCGAGCACCAUUGACCGGGUGAAGGACUAAGCCUUAUCCCUUAGUUAGUAUAUAUAUCAAUUUUUUUGUUAUUUAUAUGUUUUUCUUAUUGCAAAAUCGAUGUAAUAAAAUAGUAUAAAUUCUGUGCAAAGAG
This is a messenger RNA of Drosophila grimshawi, 491 nucleotides long. RefSeq lists its product as uncharacterized. The record is from RefSeq and is a predicted model, not a curated record. The coding region runs from base 44 to 388 and encodes 114 amino acids. The transcript has a single exon. Lineage: Eukaryota; Metazoa; Arthropoda; Insecta; Diptera; Drosophilidae.